Molecule: messenger RNA, 2695 nt
Organism: Chinchilla lanigera (long-tailed chinchilla)
Lineage: Eukaryota; Metazoa; Chordata; Mammalia; Rodentia; Chinchillidae
Gene: Krtap29-1
Product: keratin-associated protein 29-1
Exons: 2
Coding region: 1005-2030 (341 amino acids)
Cellular component (GO): keratin filament
Source: RefSeq, a predicted model, not a curated record
ACAGACACGUGGGACUGUGCCUGACUUCUAAUCUUUCUUGAUUAAAUAUUUUCAGUUUUAAAACUUCCCAGAUUAAAAGGCCAUCUUUGGGUGCAUUGCUAAGUAGAGGUAAGUGUUCAGUGAGUUUGCUACAGUUGAUAAUUACAGUCGCAGCGGUGGGGAGAUGAUCCCCAGCCCAGGGACAACCGACUCAAAGCCGUGCUGUGUGGCGCAGUGUGAAAGCCGGCCUCCAGUCUCUGUUCGAGCCCUUCUCCCCUCUCCCUGGUCCCAGGAGUCUAAGUGGUUGAAGUCAGAGAUUUCAGGAUGAGCCAAGCGGGGUUGGAACACUCCUCAUUUCGUGCUUAAUCUGGGAACAAGAUUUCUACCAAGUUAGUUCUGCCAUUUCUAUCAUAGUGAUGCCAAUGAUACUCACUAAGUUCAUUUCGAGGGUAAGUGAGACAUACAGUCAUGGGUUUGGUGCAAAUACUAAAUAUGCAGCAAAUGCAAGACCCCGCAGUUGUUACUGGUUGUCAUGUUAAUAAAGUUUCAGUUCCAGAAAGAGGUGGAGACACACGUGUCCUUGGGCUCCAUCACCUACUUUUCUGCUCCCUAUGAUUGAUACCCUGCCUCCCAGGAGGCUCAGAGCUUCACUUCCUGAUUGCAGAGGAAGAGUGGGGUACGGUGGCUUUGGGGAGGCCUCCUGAUGAGGGGGUAGCGCCUGCUUCAGUGGGGCUGGGGCACAACCUGUAAAAGAGACAGCUCAUCCCAGAGUGACACCAAUGAAUCCACAUUCAGCAAAGACAGCUUCCAGCUCGGCAGACACAUUUUUACGGUGGAGCCAUCUCCAGGGCUCCUGAAGCUUCUUAAUCAGAUGUUGGUAUGCAAAUGAGUAGAAACAAUAACAAGGAAAGAUGCUCCGUGUGGUGACAGCACCCCUGGCGAAGGACUAUAAAUGCCUCUCUGUGUAAGAUCUUUCCAAGUCAGACACACUGAGUUUGUAACUCCUCAGCAAGGUUAGCACGAGCAUGGAGAACAGCUGUUGUCCUGGAAACAACAUGGCUGCUCCAGCUGUGCCUACUGCUACCUUGUGCCCGAGAGGCGGCAGAGUCCGAAAUGUUAUCUGUCUGCCCAGUUCCUGCCAGAGCAGGACGUGGCAACUGGUCACAAGCCAAGAGAACCACCAGCCAUCCAGCAGCGCCCCGAGGAGCUGUGAACCCGCCUCUUGCCAGCCUCCUCACCUGCCUGAUAUGUCCUGUGUGGGUUUCAUUUGCCAACCCAUCUGCUCCGGCAUGGCCUGCGGUCAGCCCGAUGCUGGUCACUCUCCUUGUCCGGCUACCUCCUCUCCACCAUCCUGCUCGGACUCCACUGGUGGUGAGACAAAGUGCUGCGAUGCCAGCUCCUGCCAACAGAGCGCCUGCCAGGAACCUAUCUGUGCCCCUGGGUCAUGUCAGGCAGCGUGUGGCCAAUCUGUGUGCCAUGAAGCUAAAUCCUGUCAGCCGUCCCGCCCAGACGUCACUUCCUGUGCUGAAACGUCCUGCCUACCUGUUCUCUCCGCGGCUAGUCCCUGCCAACCCACCUGCUGCCGAGGAGGUUCAUGGCCCCCCACCGGAGGUGAAGACCAGCCCUACAGUACCACGUGUUACCACCCCAUCGGCUAUGUCUGUGAGCCUUGCCGGUCUGUUCCCUGCAUUCCUGUUUCCUGCCAGCCGCUGACUUGUGUGUUCAGUUCUUGCGGUCCUACUUGCUGGGUGCCCUCUCCCUGUCAAGCGUGUCACUGCCCACCAGCUUCUCCCCGACAUUUCAUCUGCCAGCCAGUGGCCAUCUGUCAGUCCCCCUGCUCUGCAAACAGUCCUUGCAAGCCGGUUUCCUGUGGCACCGCGCAUUCCGGCCAGCCAGCCUGUGGUGGACCCGCUUCUCACGGUUGUGGCCGCAAGUCCCCGUCCUGCCCACCAGCUUGCUGUGUGACAGGUUCAGGCAAAGCAGCCGGCUGGGGCUCCAGCUGCCUCCGGCCGACGUCCCCAAGUCUGUGCAGAGCAACACCCGCGUGCUGACUUCCUGCCAGCCCCUCUGCGAGUCCAGCUGCCAUAAACCCACACUUCGCCGGUGAGCACCCUCGCCCUCCCCCGAAGGAGGGCGUGCUGCAGUCCGAGGCCCAUGGCCAUCCUGGGGUGCCUGCCUCCCCGGGGGCUCUGAAGCUGCCCGCGCACUAAUGGUAUUAGGAUCCGGUCCCCCAUUCUCUCCGGCGCUGACGAGAGAACUCAUCAGCGAAUAGGAGCUCGUUCACAAUGAAGGGAAAUUUUCAGCACACUCGGUGCAGUCUGCACCCUGCCUUUCCUGAUGCUCUCAAUUCAGGUCCCUCCAGCAAAGCCUUCCCUCCAGCUGUGUUUCCACUGGGUGCUGCCCAGUCUCUCCGAAGAUGCCUUUGCUGCCAGCUGCUAAUAGAAACGCACUCACAAAGGACCCUUUGAAUAAUCUAGGAUCUUGUUUUGAGACAAGAUCGAGCUUAUCAGUGCAUGGCCUGUGGAAACCUGAAAAAUUGGAGUGGCAUUUACUUGACUUGUCUCAACAGCUGAGCGUUUCUCUUCCCCCAGAGUUGUGUAAGUCUCAGUGAGUGCUUUGCUUUUAUCUCGAGCUGCUCUGGGACAUAACGUGUGUAGUGUAGAGCAGCAUGGAUUUCUGCAGAGAACCUCAGUGUUUAUAAAUGGAUGUGUCCUGA